AUGAAUCACUGUCGCGUGUCACACCCGCAUCCGCCAAUCGUCGCGUCGCGCAGCAUCCCGCACGCCCUUCGUCCAAACGUCAAUACUCUCACCGUCGCCCUCGCCCUCCCUCUCGCCCUCGCUUUCCCCGUCGCCCGCGCUUUCCCCGUCCCCCUCGCUUUCCCCCUCGCCCUCGCUUUCCCCGUCGCCCUCGCUUUCCCCGUCGCCCUCGCCUACCCCGUCGCCCUCGCCUACCCCGUCGCCCUCGCCUACCCCGUCGCCCUCGCUUUCCCCGUCGCCCUCGGGGACGCCGUCGCCCUCAGUUUCCCCGUCGCCCUCGCUUUCCCCGUCGCCCAUCCAUCCACCGCUCGUCGCCUUCGCCUUCCCUCCCGCCUCCCUUGCCAUCUGCUUCCCCCCAUCCGGUUUCCUGCUUCCCCUCCUCCCCUUCCCUGCUUCCCCAUGUCCCCUUCCCUGCUUCCCCCCAUCCCCUGCCCUGCUUCCCCCCAUCAGAUUCCCGUCUCGCCCCCAUCCCCCUCCCUGCUUCCCCCCAUCCCCCUCCCUGCUUCCCCCCAUCCGGUUCUCUGCUUCCCCCCUCCCCUUCCCUCAUACCCCAUGUCCCCUUCUCUGCAUCCCCCCAUCCCCUUCCCUGCUUCCCCCCAUCCCCUUCCCUGCUCCCUCCCAUCCCCUUCCCUGCUUCCCCCCAACCCCCUCCCUGCGCCCCCCAUCCUCUUCAUUCUUUCCCCUUAUCCCAAGCCCUUCUUCCUCCCAUCCGUCCCCUUCCCUCCUUCCCCCCCUCCCCUUCCCUGCUCCCUCCCAUCCCCCUCCCUGCUUCCCCACACCCCCUUCCCUGCUUCCCUCCAUCAGAUUCCCGUCUCGCCCCCAUCUCCCCCCCUGCUUCCCCACAUCCCCUUCUCUGCGUCCCCCCAUCCCGUGCCCUGCUUCCCCAAGUCCCCUUCCCUCCUUCCCCCCCUCCCCUUCUCUGCUCCCUCCCAUCCCCCUCCCUGCUUCCCCACAUCCCCUUCUGCCACGCGCACCACCAUUGCCGCCUUCUGGCCCUCGCAGGCCCUCGCCGUCGCCCACACCUUCUACCCCGCCCACCAGCCGCACCUCCUCCGCACCACUCUGCACCGCGCUGAACAGUGCCGGCCGAACCCGCAGCGCGGGGAGAUGGCGGCGCCGCCGAUUGUUCCGCACGCGUGGACGCCGAAGCAGAUCGCGGAGAAGCGGCACCGCGCUGACAUGGCCAAGAAUGUCACCCGCGCCGACGCUGCUGCUGCUGACGUGGCGAAGAGCGUGGCGAGUAGGAAGGAGCGCAAGAAGUGGCUGGAUAAGGCGGUGCAGGAGCACAUGGAGCAGGAGGAGAAGGAGAACGUGAGUGGCACGGGCGAGGGGGGCGGGGAGGAGGGGAGCGGGGCAGGGCCAGGAGAGGAAGGAGCAGGAGGAGGGGAGGGAGGGAGCGCGAGUUUGUUUCUACAAAAGAUGUACGGGCCGGGCAUGGGGGCGCGGCACAUGGGCAAGACAGUGGGCGAGCAGCGGCGGCAGAUCACGGCGAUGCUCAAGGAGCUCAUGGGCCGAGACUGGAAGGCCGUGCUGGCAGGUGAGGAGCAGGGGGAGAAGGAGGGCGAGGGGGAUGGGGGGUAUGCAGGUGCAUACGUGCUCACGUAUGCAGCGGACAUGGACGAGCCAUUCAACGCCAUCCACUUCGACCCACCCCCCGAGCUGCGAGACAAGUUUGAACCAAGCCCAAGUCAAUACAGGGCACCAUGA
Closterium sp. Yama58-4 is the source of this 1746-nucleotide messenger RNA. Lineage: Eukaryota; Viridiplantae; Streptophyta; Zygnematophyceae; Desmidiales; Closteriaceae. The record is from the annotation of a GenBank genome assembly.